UCUUGAAAAAAUACCAUUGGUAGACACAGCUCUUCAUAGAGCUACUAUAACUUCUGCAUUUGUGAAGCUCUCUUUCUCACUGCUAUCUUUAAUCAGUGUCCCAGAAAACAGAUGAUGAUCCUCAAAGAACAAAUUUAUGGAAAAUUAAGGAUGAAGGGGGUCACAGUAAUUAUACUGACUGGAAUCCUAGCUUUGGGACAAUGUGAGGACCAUGAACAUACACUAGAGAACGUGGCCCUGAGGGGAAAGGCUUCACAGUCAUCACAGUAUAAUUGUUUAGCUGAAGCCAGGAAUGCAAUUGACGGCAGACGUGACUCAGAAUAUACCUCUGGAUCCUGCACGCACACUAAAAUCCAGGAUGACCCCUGGUGGAGAGUGGAUCUGCUCAAUGUAUACAGCGUGACCUCAGUGACCAUCACUAACAGAGGAGACUGCUGCAGUGAGAGGAUCAAUGGGGCUCAAAUACGCAUUGGGAACUCAAUGGAAAACAAUGGAAACAACAACACAUUGUGUGCUGUGGUGUCCACCAUCCCAGCAGGAAAGUCCAUAACUUUUCAGUGUCAUGGAAUGGAGGGGCGCUAUGUCAAUGUCUUCCAGCCAGGAAGCUCUGAAGUCCUAACUCUAUGUGAGGUGGAAGUCAAUGCAAGCUCUGUUCCUGGGAACAUGGUGAUGGAUCCAGUGACCAGUGAUGGAGAUGAAUUCACAGAGCCAAAGUGUAGAGUUACAACACCAGAUAAUGCAGCAACUGGUGGAAAAGCAACUCAGUCUUCAACUCAACAUUAUGGUGGUGCAGACAGGGCCAUUGACAGAAACCGCAGCCCAUUGUAUGAUGCUCAAACCUGUACUCACACUACAGUUGAAAAAAACCCCUGGUGGAGAGUGGAUCUCCUUAGAAAACACAGAGUCACCUCAGUGACUGUCACUAACAGAGCGGACUGCUGUGCUUCCAGGCUGGACGGAGCAGAGAUCCGUGUAGGGGACUCUUUGGAAAACAAUGGCAAUGACAACCCAGUCUGUGCUGGGAUUUCCCACAUAAAAGGAGGGGAAUCUGUCACCUUCCAGUGCCAUGGGAUGGAGGGACGCUAUGUUAACGUGUUCCUCCCUGGGAGAGAGAAGGUCUUGACUCUUUGUGAGGUGGAGGUGGACGCCAAUGUGAUUCAUAAUGAGAAUGUGGCCCUGAGGGGAAAGGCUUCACAGUCAUCACAGUAUAAUUGUUUAGCUGAAGCCAGGAAUGCAAUUGACGGCAGACAUGACUCAGAAUAUACCUCUGGAUCCUGCACGCACACUAAAAUCCAGGAUGACCCCUGGUGGAGAGUGGAUCUGCUCAAUGUAUACAGCGUGACCUCAGUGACCAUCACUAACAGAGGAGACUGCUGCAGUGAGAGGAUCAAUGGGGCUCAAAUACGCAUUGGGAACUCAAUGGAAAACAAUGGAAACAACAACACAUUGUGUGCUGUGGUGUCCACCAUCCCAGCAGGAAAGUCCAUAACUUUUCAGUGUCAUGGAAUGGAGGGGCGCUAUGUCAAUGUCUUCCAGCCAGGAAGCUCUGAAGUCCUAACUCUAUGUGAGGUGGAAGUCAAUGCAAGCUCUGUUCCUGGGAACAUGGUGAUGGAUCCAGUGACCAGUGAUGGAGAUGAAUUCACAGAGCCAAAGUGUAGAGUUACAACACCAGAUAAUGCAGCAACUGGUGGAAAAGCAACUCAGUCUUCAACUCAACAUUAUGGUGGUGCAGACAGGGCCAUUGACAGAAACCGCAGCCCAUUGUAUGAUGCUCAAACCUGUACUCACACUACAGUUGAAAAAAACCCCUGGUGGAGAGUGGAUCUCCUUAGAAAACACAGAGUCACCUCAGUGACUGUCACUAACAGAGCGGACUGCUGUGCUUCCAGGCUGGACGGAGCAGAGAUCCGUGUAGGGGACUCUUUGGAAAACAAUGGCAAUGACAACCCAGUCUGUGCUGGGAUUUCCCACAUAAAAGGAGGGGAAUCUGUCACCUUCCAGUGCCAUGAGAUGGAGGGACGCUAUGUUAACGUGUUCCUUCCUGGGAGAGGGAGGGUCUUGACUCUUUGUGAGGUAGAAGUAAAUGGAAGCGCUGUUCUCAAUGGCGCCUGAGGCUGGGAUCCCCACGACAGCGAGAGAGAGAGCACGUACAGGCUGUGGGAAUGGCUGAAAAGUGACCAUGUUUAAUUUCAUUUAUUUGGUCUUUGUUGUUUUAGUUUAUUGUUUUUGCCCAGAUCCUGUGAGGGUGACAGGCGAAGGUUUUUGCAUUUGUUUGUGCUCAAGUGUGCUUAUAUUCUCUUUCUCGCUAUUUGAAUAAAAUGCCGGAGUUAUCCGGAAUCCCCACA
Anguilla rostrata (American eel) is the source of this 2345-nucleotide messenger RNA. RefSeq lists its product as uncharacterized. Bases 112 to 2112 code for a protein of 666 amino acids. The transcript has 13 exons. The record is from RefSeq and is a predicted model, not a curated record. Lineage: Eukaryota; Metazoa; Chordata; Actinopteri; Anguilliformes; Anguillidae.